AGAAAAACCAAAAAAGAAAUAUUCUUUCUCCAAGCAACACGUUGUUUCCAGUUUCUUCAUCGCUCACAUUUCUCUUCUCCUCUGCGCGCGAGGAUGCAACUGGACGAUACAACCGAUACGACGACCCUCAGUUAUUGGUUAAAUUGGAGGGUCUAUGUAUGUGUAGUUUCUGUUUUGCUGCCUAUGGUUCUUGCGUGUCUAACAAUAUGGAAGCGUGAAAGUUCAAGGAACCUAACAUUUGACAAAGGAGAAAACCAUCAAGACAGGAAUUUGUGUGGCGAUGAAGCAUGGAAACCAUGCCUUAAGGACAUUCACCCUGCUUGUUUGCUAGCUUUUCGAGUUAUUUCAUUCUCUUCUCUUUUGGCAUCGCUAAUUGCUAAAAUUCAUGUCAGUGGUGGCCGAACAUUUUACUAUUACACUCAGUGGACCUUCACUCUGGUUACAAUUUAUUUUGGGUGUGCAUCUAUGUUAUCAGUGUAUGGAUGUUAUAUGUAUAAAAAAUCAACAGACACCGCCUUUAAUGAUAAUAUUGCUAGAAUAGAUGCAGAGCAAGGUCCGUAUAUGCCUCUCCCACACCAGGAUGCCGCAAAUGUAUCUAGAACGGAAUGCGUUGCCGAUCCUCACAGUAACAUACAAAACAAUCAAAUUGCACCCGUUUGGAGUUACAUUUUUCGAAUUUUAUUCCAGAUUAGUGCAGGAGCAGUCAUGCUUACGGAUUGCGUAUAUUGGAUCAUGAUUUUUCCAUUUCUUACCCUGAGAGAUUAUGAUUUAAACUUUAUGACAGUGAACAUGCAUACUGUAAAUUUAGUUUUGCUCCUUAGCGAUGCAGCUUUAAAUUGCAUGCGAAUACCUUGGUCUGGGAUGUCUUUCUUUGUGAUAUGGACAGGUGUUUACGUCAUUUUUCAGUGGAUAAUUCAUGCUUGCGUGUCAAUUUGGUGGCCUUACCCAUUUCUUGAUUUGUCAGCGCCUUAUGCACCUUUGUGGUACUUGUUGAUGGCAUUAAUGCAUAUUCCAUGUUAUGGCUUCUUUUUGGUGAUUCUAGAAACGAAACACUAUUUCUUGUCAAAAUGGUUCCCAUCCUCUUAUCAGAGCUAAAGAUUAAGUAGUAUUGAAGUCAAAUUCGAUCCCUUCAAACUCAAAUGCGGUUUAGCCUGCGCCAAAACUGAAUUCACUCUCUCAACUAUAAAUUGUUGAAAUCUGGUCUGGUGUCGGAUAAUCAAAAUGCUCAUCUGCUUAUGAGUCAUAACUCAUAAGUGUGUGCUUGUGUCCAUUGAGAUAAUAUGCUCAAUUACAGUCGAACUAAUAUAGUUUAAACAAGAGUUAUGAUGGUAAAAGUUACUUAUGUACAAUGAAAAAUGAAACGAAAGAAAAUAGGCAUUUAGAAAAUAGUUUACAAGUUGAUGCAUUGUAUCUCAAUGUCUUGUGAUCACUGAGAAAAAAUGUUCCAUUGUAAUCAACAGAUGCAGAGAAUCAAUUUCCGCUUUAUUGCAACCAA
This is a messenger RNA of Trifolium pratense (red clover), 1495 nucleotides long. RefSeq lists its product as uncharacterized. Bases 94 to 1095 code for a protein of 333 amino acids. Gene Ontology annotation, cellular component: membrane. Lineage: Eukaryota; Viridiplantae; Streptophyta; Magnoliopsida; Fabales; Fabaceae. The record is from RefSeq and is a predicted model, not a curated record. The transcript is spliced from 9 exons.